CGAGGCCGACGAGCGGCGGUCGAGGCGAGCUCUGCUAGGUAGGGAUUUUGCUGCUGCGCGUCAUCGUCACAGCUUCGAGGUGCGAAAUCUUCUGCUACCCCACUCGAUGCACUCAAGCACACGCGGGCCAGCACCAGCAGCGGCAGAUGUCCCUUCGAAUCAAGGCCGUGGUCGAGAACUUUGUGAGACAGCUCAAGGAGGCACUCGAGGCUGACAUGCGAGACCGGAUCAUGAAGGAGAGAGAGAUGCAGAGCUACUUGGAGGAGAGAGAGCGCGAGGUGGCGGAGCGAGAGGCCGCGUGGAAAGCUGAACUGUCCCGACGAGAGGCCGAGAUCGCCAAACAGGAGGCCAGGCUCCGGAUGGAAAGAGACAAUCUCGAGAAGGAGAAGAGCGUCCUCAUGGGGACUGCCUCGUCAUCGGAUAAUCAGGAUGGCGCUCUCGAGAUCACUGUCAGCGGCGAGAAGUAUAGGUGCCUCCGCUUCUCUAAAGCUAAGAAGUAAGCUCAGCUAACUUCUCGAUUCGAUUCUUCUUCGUUGUCUUUCUCACACUUGUCAAUAUGUAAACUUCGAUCGAAGACCGAUCUCAUUUAAAUACUCAGGCAAACAUCUACAUUCACAAAA
This is a messenger RNA of Selaginella moellendorffii, 620 nucleotides long. RefSeq lists its product as uncharacterized. The transcript is spliced from 3 exons. NCBI's taxonomy places the organism in Eukaryota, Viridiplantae, Streptophyta, Lycopodiopsida, Selaginellales, Selaginellaceae. The coding region runs from base 147 to 500 and encodes 117 amino acids. The record is from RefSeq and is a predicted model, not a curated record.